AUGCUCUCCCGAGUCACCGUUCCAACUCACCAACCCGGCAUCGAGCGCAGCUACUUCCAAGAUUUUAUACUCAACGGUAUCAAAAUCGACCGAAUCGAUCCCGGUUUCGUUGUUUGUUCCUUCAAGGUCCCUCCUCGUUUCACUGAUAGAACUAGGAAUUUGGCUCCGGGAGCUAUUGUGAAUCUGGUUGAUGAACUGGGUGGUACUGUGAUCUAUGUUGAGGGUCUUCCCAUGAAUGUCUCCGUUGACAUGUCUGUCUCUCUCCUUUCUACUGCAAAGCUCACUGAUGAGUUGGAGAUUACCUCAAGAGUUUUAGGCCAAAGAGGAGGUUGUUCCGGAACGAUUAUUCUUAUAAGAUAUAAAGCAACCGGGAAGGUUGUUGCUGAAGGUCGGCAUUCGUUGCUCAGUAAACAUACAAGCAAACUCUGA
Molecule: messenger RNA, 429 nt
Organism: Camellia sinensis
Lineage: Eukaryota; Viridiplantae; Streptophyta; Magnoliopsida; Ericales; Theaceae
Source: RefSeq, a predicted model, not a curated record